Molecule: messenger RNA, 2871 nt
Organism: Paraphaeosphaeria sporulosa
Lineage: Eukaryota; Fungi; Ascomycota; Dothideomycetes; Pleosporales; Didymosphaeriaceae
Exons: 5
Coding region: 1-2871 (956 amino acids)
Biological process (GO): protein phosphorylation
Molecular function (GO): ATP binding; protein kinase activity
Source: RefSeq, a predicted model, not a curated record
AUGGCGCCUUCGCCUGAACAGCAGCCACAUUGGAGCCCCACGUCACCGCGAUCUCCAAGUGCAUCGAUCAAUCAGCAAUCAGAUGCUGUACCCGAUUUCUUGCAUCACAUCAAAUCCAACGCAAGGUGGGCCGUGGACGACGCCUUGCCGCCACCGCACAGGCGCUCGUUUGUGCCUAUCAGUGCCCUUCGACGCUACCUCACCGAAGGGAAGAUCCGAAGGAUCCUGGCUAGCUCCCUGUCUUCUAGCACAGCCUGCUCGAAGGUUUACAAAGAUUACAUACGCGUUUUUACUAUUCUUGUAUACAUCAACAAACUCCCAUGGCUCCGACGUUUCCUCAGGGAACAACGCCUCGAGGACAAUUUUCUGCCCUUCGUAAACGAUUCAGAUUGGCCCACGGACAUGCGCGAGUUCUUCGACCAGUUUGUCGAAGCCCAAUGGCAGUUUUGUGCUCAGGACUUCGAAUCAACGAGACUCAAUGGCGAUUUUCGAAUCGACGAACGAAUCAUCAUUCCAAUCGUGGAAAAGCGGCUUAUAAAGAAAGGCCCCGAUUCAAGCGCAUGGGAAGUGGAUAUUCACCCAGACUACAAUCACUUGACUGAGCGAGAUGAGUGUGGCAACCAGCCCACAAAUAAAUUCUUUCUCAAGUCCUGCUCUGCAGAAAACGCGGAUCUUCACCACAAGGAAGUGGAAGCCUACACAAUCUUGAGAGAGCAAAAGGAUCUAUUGCCCUACUUAGCACAAUUCCAUGGAUCAUGGGUACAAGGCCGAAAUUACAACAUGCUGUUGGAGUAUGUCGGCGGCGGAACUUUGACCAGGUUUAUGGAACACCCCGAGACACCGGUUCAGGUUGAGCACAUCCUCCAUUUCUGGACCGGACUGUUAAAUCUCGUGAUACCACUGAUUCGAAUACACAGUCUGCACCACGAGGAAUUUGGCCAACUAGACAUACAAGGCAUUCACCAUGACAUUAAACCAGAUAACAUUCUUGUCACUGUAGCUUUUGGACCUUCCAGAUUUGCAGUUCGAUUUAAGUUGGCCGAUUUGGGCCUUACCGAUUUCGAUUACAAACUUGAGCGCUGGAACGGUACAAACAAAAAUGUGAAAGGAACCCAGAUGUUCAGCCCUCCGGAGCUUUACGUCAGGGAAGGCGAUUCUAUUCUCGAGCGUACGAUCCUGGACGCACGGCCUACGAAAGAUAUAUGGGCCCUCGGCUGCGUUUUCAGUGAAGCUGCAGCUUGGCUAGUCCUCGGAAGAGAAGGCCUGCAAAUGUAUCGAUUGAGGCGCGCGGAAGCAACGCAACAGGUCGAGGCUCUUCAGAAUACUUCUCACAACGGGUGCUUCCACAAUGGAACCAAAGUGUUGCAAGAGGUUCUAGACACCCACAGAAAGAUAAGAAAAGAGUGUCGCCGAAAUGACGAUAUAACAGAAAGAGUUCUUGCCCUUGCAGAAGACAUGCUCGGUCAUGAGUCUGUACGCCCCACGGCCGUCCAGGUUUACCAACGAUCCACAAGUAUCUUGGAUGCAGCACGUCACGUGCCAGAGCAGAGCCCCACCACAGUCAAUAGGUUCUCGUAUCCGAACGUUUUCAUAACGUCAGCCACGCCUGAUGUUAAUCGCAGGGCUCCGCCUGAGUGCCCACCAGAGGUCAACAGAAACGGGUUGGGCGUUUCGUUCAGUCCCGUGGUGGAAAGCUAUUCCCCUGCUUUCGCUGGCCCGAGCUCUUCCCUCUCCGUGGCUCCAUACAAACCGUACAAUUUCAAUGGUUAUGACAUAUAUGAACAUAGAAAUUCACGCAACUCUGCGGUCGUUCCGUCAGAGAGAAGCAGGCCAUUCAUAUCCCGAGACGCUACAUACGAAAUUCAUGGGCUGAGUCCAAGGCCCAUUGGAGCGCAUCAAAUUUCUGAACAAGUUAUUCGCACGAGGCAGUUUGGUGAUUUUUCAGCCCAAAAGCAUCCAAUCGAACAGAACGAAGAAGCGGUCUCGAAUCCGACAACCCCCAAAGCUUCGGUCAUGGACACGCACGAACAACCGUCCCAUUUUUCCCAUCCAAAGUUGAACGGAACCUCUAGUCCAAGAACAACUCUCCAGCCGACUGAAAGACGAUCGAGGUUCCCUGAGGCUUCUCUCCAGGAAGUGGAGCAGUGGGUUAAACGGACAGAAUCAUAUAGUCGAACACCGCUCCUUCAAGGCUACCAUUCGCUGAAACCAUUGAAUGGUAGAGAUCACGUGUUCCUCUUCGACGACUCUGGGAGUAUGAAAGACCAUUGGCCUGCCGCACUUCGCGUAUUUUCCACACUCGGAUACAUAGUAAAACGGAAAGACCCCGACGGCAUGGAGAUUCGCACAACAAUGGAUACAUCUUUUAAGAAACUUAGCAAGCACCGGAAGCCCCUCCUUAAUGCACUAAGCAGUGUCGGCCUUCGCUUAGGCGGUCAGUGCGACAUCGGGCGAACCUUGAGCGCGAUACUUCGGGACCUACAUCACGAAGAGAAAAAGAGCCCAACUUGGACCGGAUUCCGAUGGCGCAAAGAAAAGUGGGGGGUCAAUAUCUACAUCCUUACUGAUGGCAUCUGGGAAGAGGGAGAUGAGUGGCUUCCCGCCAUCGUUGACAGUAUAAACAAGCUUAUCGAGAGUGGUAUGCGUAAAGGUCAACUGGGAAUUCAGUUCAUCCAGUUUGGGUCAGACCCAGUCGGUACUGAGCGUCUCCGAAUGCUGGAUGAGGAUCUGGAUGAGUAUGGCGUGAGCCAGGACUUGAUCGACACCGAACCUUCCACUGGGAAUGUCUACAAGAUGCUGCUCGGUGCCAUUGAUGUAACAGCGGACGGCCCCAAAUCAAAACAUACAAGCACAGCGGCGCCCACCAGCUAA